Polyodon spathula (Mississippi paddlefish) is the source of this 6407-nucleotide messenger RNA. RefSeq names its product solute carrier family 13 member 4 (gene slc13a4). The transcript has 16 exons. The record is from RefSeq and is a predicted model, not a curated record. Gene Ontology annotation, molecular function: transmembrane transporter activity. Bases 607 to 2505 code for a protein of 632 amino acids. Gene Ontology annotation, biological process: monoatomic anion transmembrane transport. Gene Ontology annotation, cellular component: membrane. Lineage: Eukaryota; Metazoa; Chordata; Actinopteri; Acipenseriformes; Polyodontidae.
CGCUUUUAUGCUUAUAAAUGAGAAAAGCAGGUAGGUACCGGCAAAUAUUUAAGGGAAAAGAGGCAACACAUUGGUAAAUGCCAUAAUAAAUAUAUACAUCUUAUUUUAUUUUAAAUGUUUUUGUUAUUUAAGAAGGAAGAAGGCAUCAAAAAGAAAAACGCUUAAAAGCUGUGAUCUGUCUUUGAGGGGUAUUAUUGAGGUUUGAAACUGACCCCUUUAAAUAGAGGGGUCAGGCAGGACGUGGCUUUAGAGAGAGAGAAGGGAAAAUAAACAAGCAAAUAACAGCUGCAAAGCAAAAAACAUGGGUAGCAGAGAACGUCUCCUGAACUGAAGGCUGAAGACAAAAGGCAAACAACCACUUCUAUAUACCGUAACAAGUCAAGAAAGAGGAGAAACAACACACAAAGAUAUAACGAUAUUGUAUAAAGACAACGUAUGACAAAAAGAGAGAAAAUAUAAUGCUACAUAUCAAACCAAGAAUAAAUUAAAGGGGAACAAAGUAAUUAUAAAGGGAAUAAUAAGUUCCUCGCGUUUGGAAUUUCGUCAGCUACCAAAUAUUGCUGGGUGUACCCUCGAGGCCAGUUUGGUUCCUUGCAGACUGACAGAAUGGGUUUGCUGAAGAAGUUUUGGGCAGCGAGGAAGUUAUUGCUGGUUGUUUUGAUCCCUCUCGCCUUGCUACCGUUACCCCUGAUUCAUCCUAGCAGUGAAGCUUCCUGCGCGUAUGUUCUGAUAGUGACGGCAGUUUACUGGGUGUCUGAAGCCAUCCCCCUGGGUGCUGCUGCCUUGGUACCAGCCUUCCUCUACCCCCUGUUUGGAGUGCUCAAGUCCAGUGAGGUGGCUGCUGAGUACUUCAAAGACACCACCUUGCUGCUUAUAGGAGUGAUCUGCCUGGCUGCUUCUAUUGAGAAAUGGAAUCUGCACAAGCGCCUUGCUCUGCGGAUGGUCAUGAUUGCUGGAGCCAAGCCUGGCAUGCUGGUGCUGGGGUUCAUGUGUUGCACGGUUUUCCUGUCCAUGUGGCUCAGUAACACCUCCACCACUGCCAUGGUGAUGCCCAUUGCUGAGGCUGUGCUGCAGCAGCUCAUCAGCACAGGGGCAGCAGACAUUGACGAGGAGGCAGAGGCCAUCAGCGAGGGUGAUGAAGAGCAGGGGGGCCUGGCAGACAAAGAAGAAAACCUGGACAAGACCCAGCUAGAACUGCUCUUCCGGAAAGAAAGUGGAACAAAGAGCGACCUCAUCACGUUAACAAAUCUUGAGGACUUGAAUAGGUCAACACAGAAAGACACUGUGAAGAGGCAGAGUAAUGGGUACCUGCCCCAGACAGCAGUCUCAAUCCCCGAACUCCCUACAAGCAGCCGGAAGCAGAGCUCGCGCUACCCUACCAAGAGGGAUCACAUGAUCUGCAAGUGCCUGUCCCUGAGCAUCACCUACGCAGCCACCAUUGGGGGGCUUAUCACCAUCACUGGGACCUCCACCAACCUCAUCUUCGCAGAGCAGUUCAACAUCCGGUACCCUGAGGCGCAAGUGAUCAACUUCGGGACAUGGUUUAUCUUCAGUCUCCCCAUCUCCCUGAUCAUGCUCUUUCUGACCUGGGUCUGGCUGCACUGUCUCUUCCUGGGCUGCAAUUUCAGGGAGACCUGCUCCCUCAGCAAAAAGAGGAAGACGAAGCAGGAGGAUCUGUCUGAGAAACGCAUCCAGGAAGAGUAUGAGAAACUGGGGCCAAUCAGUUACCCAGAGCUGGUGACUGGGGUCUUCUUCGUGCUCAUGACCCUGCUGUGGUUCACCAGAGAGCCAGGAUUCGUGCCAGGGUGGACCUCCCUCUUCGAAAAAAAGGGCUAUCGGACAGACGCCACCAUCUCGGUGUUGCUGGGAUUCCUGCUGUUUCUGAUCCCGUCCAGGAAACCCUGCUUCUCCCAGGCUGGGGACAGAGACCAAGGAAGCGGUUCAGAGGAUGAGGAGGACAGUGACACCCUGGCCCCCAUGAUAACCUGGAAGGACUUCCAGAAGCUGAUGCCGUGGGAGAUUGUGAUCUUGGUGGGUGGGGGUUACGCACUGGCGGCAGGAUGCAAGGUCUCUGGCCUAUCUGUGUGGAUGGGAAGACAGUUGGAACCAAUGAACAGCCUCCCACCCUGGACUGUAACACUUUUAGCCUGUCUCCUUGUUUCUGCGGUAACUGAAUUUGCCAGUAACCCAGCAACCAUCACAGUCUUCCUCCCUAUUCUCUCCACAAUGUCAGAGACCCUCCACAUUAAUCCCUUGUACACCUUGAUCCCUGCAACCAUGUGUGUCUCCUUUGGUGUGAUGCUGCCUGUAGGUAAUCCUCCCAACGCCAUUGUGUUCAGCUACGGACAUUGCCAGGUCAGCGACAUGGUGAAGGCUGGCUUUGGGGUGAACCUGAUUGGCGUGGUGGUUGUCAUGGUUGCCAUCAUGACUUGGGGUGUGCCCCUUUUCCAGCUGUCUGAGUUUCCAGCCUGGGCGGUGAUAGGGAACAUGACUGACAGCUUGUGAUGUCACAGCUAAGUGGACAGGAAGGCUGGGACUGUUGCUCUGGGAUUAAUACUGUGAAAAACAGUCCUGAAAAACAAGAGUUGGCAAACAAGUCCUGUCUGAACACAACAGAAUGAUCAAGUGGAGUGGGUCAAGUGAUUCAGUGUAAUAAUCUGGUGAUUGUCCCUUUUUAAAAUGACCUUUGUUAAUUGGUGGUUUUGGUAAAUUGAUGAACGGUAAUCACAGUUGAGAUCAUGAAUACAGAUGGUCUUUUGGAGUCCUUGGAAAUCUUUUUCUUAAGUUUUGGUCAGUAUUACUGUUUGUGGGUAAAACAUGGAACAAAAAAGUUGACCUGAAAUCCAUAGGUGGCUCACAAAGUAAAGACAGGGGAUCCAGAAUAUGCAAAUCUUCCAGACUGCAUUUUAAAGCAGUAAAUGUGCAAUCUUGAUGUUUUCUUUUAAUUGAUUAAACAGGGCGUGCAAACAAUCAGUAAGUCCCAAAUGAUGUGGAUGUCGAUUUAAAACCUUUAGUUCAAACCAACUGACUUCAAUUUUAAUUAGGGGCGUUAAGUCUAAUUUUAACUUUAAACUGCACUGUUUUUUUGGACCACCCAUAAGGAGAAGCCCUCCAAAUAGAAUGCCAUGGAUAACAUCUAUUUCACCUGUGCUGAAUAUGCUUGAUAUUGAGCUCAGUCUCGACUGUCCACCCGUAUUCAUGUUCGCACCCAGUUUUACUGGCCAAAGGUCAAUAAGCGCCCACACUCUCCAAAGCUAACCCCCCGCCCUCUUCAUUUUUUGCAGUACCUUAAAAUAUGAUAUUACUUGCAAGAAUGACGUAAUCCCCGCUUUAUAUAUUUUGUGAAGAUUGCAUACUGUAUAUACAAAUAUGAGCAAAGUGUUAGUUAUUUCAUAAGUGUUACAAAAACAGUUUUUCUCUCUGUUAUCCCCCCCCCCCCUUCCACUUCAUUUGCAGCUCACAGACAAGUUUCUGGUCAUGUUCUUAAUUCUACCAUUAUGAGUGUUUCACGUUAACCAUGCCAUAUAAUACCUCAUUUACUUAAAAUGCAUAAAAAGCUUGAAAGUAUGUCAAACGUUUUGGGGGAUAAUCUAUUGAAAAUUGACUUAUCUGAAUGAGAGCAAAGAGCGAGUCCCCUCUCAUGUGUUCACAGUUCUCUUGCAAUUUGUGUUUAAGAUUUACCGAAACAGUUUUUAGUCCAGUAACCACAGUUGAAAUGUUACAGGGCUGUAUUAUGACUAAAGUUAUGUUAUAGACAGUGUAUAAAUACAUGACAUGCAACGCUUUUAAUAACAAAACAGUGAGUUUAUCUAGAUCCCACACUGCAGUUUUUUUUCAUUGAAAUGUACUGAAAUUAGAGAAAUAAGAUGAAAUUGGGAAACACACCGGAGCACCGUGGAUGAGGGAUGCAGCAGACAGGCUUUUGUGGAAGAAUCUUGGGGAGGCCUUCAUCCAGCAGUGGAUUGAAAAAGGGUGAAGAGGAUGGUGAUGAGAUAAAUUGUUGUAAACUGGGUAUUUUCUUCUUUUUGUUUUGCCAUAUUUAAUUCUAAACAAUUAAAUAAGCAUUGCUUUACACUAAGCAAGUCAAUAAUAAUAAUUAGUAAGAAGAAGAACUUUACUCACCAUUCCAAGACUCAGAAGACAACUCUUUGUGACUUUGCAGCAGCAAACUGUGAUACUGCAUGGGAUAGGUCUAUCUUUUCAGCCACAUCAUUUUCAACAGACAGGAUGGCCAGCGAAGAUAGUCUGUCAUCUCCCAUGGUCAAUUGCAAAUAUGUUUUAAUGCGCUUCAACUUAGAGAAGCUCCGUUCUCUGCUUGCCACCAAUAGACAGCUAACAGGAUCCUGAUUGCUAGCCAGGUGUUUGGGAAGUUGUCAUGAAGUUAUCAUGAAGUUCACUGCUGUGAAUAAACUGUAGUACAUCUUGAGGGGCACUACAGUCCUUUGGAAGCAGACUUUGGAGAUAGCCAAGUUCUUCAUAGAGGUCGAAGUUGUUGAUGUCAGAGCUCUCUGCAGAUGUCAAUGCACAGUGAAGGUCCUCGCAUUCCUUCUUCAAAGUUGGAAAAAUUAAAUUUUGAACUAGAAUUCUAGAUUGUUAACUGUUUCACCUUCACACUCCUAGCUGAAUUGACAUUUACUUUAUGGCGAACGUGUGGGGCUGGUUUUAAACACUGGUUCAACACCAAUAUUUUCAGCUAUUUCCUUAGCUGUUGACAGAGCUCUUUCAUACCCAACUUUCCUGUAGUUUACAACGCAGUCAUGUCAUGCAUUUUUCAAGCUGUGGCUUCAACAGUGUCUAUUGUUUGUUUUUCUGUCUCUGCAUGCUUUUGCUCGCCAGAUUGACUUGAAAAAGGAUAUCGUACCACACAACAGUGGAGAUGACAAACUUGAAUUCAGUGAGUUGACAUGACUGUUGACAAGUUGACUGAUACCAGCAUUUGGUUGCUCUGAUUCAGCUAAUAUGAAAAGGGCAUCGUGGACUUGAGCAGUUUGGUAUUGAACAGCUUUAACACUGUCAAUUCUGUACUCCCAGUGUGUUUCACAUACUGGCUUUACAGUGGUACUGACGUGAUCUGUGAGAAUUUUCCAACGAACAGAGGCAGAGAACAGAACGUAGAUCCUUUGCAGAAUGCCGAAGAGUGACACGGACUCCGUUGAAGAUGUUGCGGCAUCCCCCACCAGGAGAUUUAGCGAGUGGCGUCCACAUGGAACAAAAAAUGCUCUCGGAUUUUGAUUUAGGAUUCUUGCCUGUACACCCUUUUCUUUUCCCCUUCAUAUUUGCGCCAUUGUCAUAACAUGGCCAUGGCAGUCUUCGAUAUUUACAUCACGUUCCUUCAGAGUAGUAUUGUAUCCGUCAGCGCUUCUCCAGUGCACUCGUCCACUGUUUUAAAACCAAUAAAGUGCUCCUGGAUUGUCACUUUGCCAUCAGAAGUGUGAAGGAACCUAACGGUGAAAGACCUUAUUUUUUCAGAAUGGCUCACAUCCGGAGUGCACUCUAGUAUCAUGGAGUAGUACUUGGUGCUCCUCAACCUUAAGAAUGUCUUGCAGCACUUUCUUCGCCAACAGUUCAAUUAUCUCAUUCUGAAUAGUUUUUCCACAGUAGUGAUCUGUCACCUCUCUGGAAAGGAUGAUCGCAAAUGUUCCUUUAGUACUUUGUCGUAUUUUCCAAGUAACUCCACUAAACCCAGGAAGUUACCAUCAAUCACAGUGAAGCGCUUGUCAGGCGAGUCUGGGAAAGCCAGGUUAUUUUUAGAGAGAUUGUUUAGAGCGUUCUUGUCAUGAGCCAAUGUAAAAUGUUCUCCCAGUGCUUUCUCUCUUGUUUAAUUGACACGCUGAAGCUCCAAGUCGAUGCAGUUACUCAGUUUUAUCCUUUGCUCUGCCUCAACCCACGGUCAGUAGGAAUUAAAAUGACUAGGUGACUUUUCAUGAUGGACGAGAGUCUGACACAUGUGCUUCCAGUCAUUUGACCCCUCUGUGGCUAGGGAUGAUUUUGAAUUAAAGUUGAAGAGCUUGCAACAUAAACAGAAAACAUAAACAGCCAGCGCAGCUUCAGAGCUUCACCAUUUACAGCUUUGUUUCAAAAAUGCCAUAGAAAAAUGACAAUUCUGCUCAUCCAGAGAAGUCUAUCUCCUUUACUUUUGGAGGACUGUUGGUCAGUAGCAGAUCUUGAAUUUUGGGUGUUGGAGUGGGCCAUAAAGCAGGAUCAGAAAGUGCAUCACUAACACCUGUAAUAAGAAUUGUCUCAUCUCUAUCAGUAGCAGUGGCAUCGUCAUUAUUCCGGACUAGAUGAAAAAUGUCUGUUUCAUUGGUCUGUUUGUUUCUCUUGCAAUAUAUGUGGGAAGUUGCAUUGUGGAUGAUCUUAAGAAAGAGCGACAUUUUGUUUCCUGUUAUGUUUUACGAAAAUAAGAG